AUGAUCAAUAUAUACCCUUAUGUUCAGUUUCUAUGCAGGUUUUUCUUGAUGUUUCAUGUGUUGACUAUUACAAAAGAUUUUGAGGAAAGGUCAAAUUAUUAUGACGCAUUGCUUGCUGCUAAAUCUCAUGCAAUCAAUGGAAAGAAAGGGAUCCAUUCUACGAAGGAUCCCCCAGUCAUGCAUGUAAUGGACCUGCUGACGGCAUCUGCAAAAAAAGCUAAAGAUUUCUUGCCCUUCUUGCAACAGAGUAAAAGGCUACCCGCUGUUGUGGAUUAUGUCCUUAGUGGUCAUCGAUUUAAAUUGUUGAUCCCCAAGGAAACUUGCAGCAUUCCAUUCUCCUUCUCUGGUGUUAGAUGCCCUGGCCGCGAUGAGCCUUUCUCAGAUGAAGCAAUUGCCUCCAUGAGAAGAAAGAUCUUGCAGAGGGAUGCAGAGAUUGAAGUCGAAACAGUUGAUAGAACUGGAACCUACUUGGGUUCUUUAUGGGAAUCAAAGACCAACAUGGCUGUGGUUCUUCUAGAGUCUGGGCUGGCAAGGCUUCAAACUGCUUUUGGUGCUAAAAGGAUUCUUGAUUCUCACCUACUUGCAAAGGCUGAGUAGUCUGCAAAAAACCAGAGAUUGAAGAUUUUGGAAAAUCAUGUUGAAGGACAGGAAGCUACUAAUGGGUCAUCAGUGGCUGAGACCAAACAGAAGGAAGUGCUUAAGGUGGUGGUUACUGAGGUACUGGGCGGUGGCAAGUUUUAUGUCCAAACAGUUGGAGAUCAGAAAGUGGCUGUUAUUCAGCAGCAACUAGCUUCAUUGACCCUCCAAGAUCCUCCUGUCAUUGGCGCUUUUAAUCCUAAGAAGGGGGAUAUUGUCCUUACUCAGUUCAGUGUAGAUAAUUCUUGGAACAGGGCCAUGGUGAGACUCUCAUUAACUACAAAAAGUGGCUCCUUUUAUGUUCUGGAAAAGUUGGUGGCAAUCAAUAGUUGUCAGUAAGCAGUAUUUAUAAUUUUAUUGGCUUUGAUGCACCAUCUGGCAUAGCUGUGCUUGGGUUAAGCAAUCACUAGUUGUCCCUAGCAUUUGUUUCUUCUAUCAAGAUAACGAUGAUUUUGGCCCCUUGAUGUAUCUAUUCUUGUUUUUUUUCCCCUUUAU
Magnolia sinica is the source of this 1131-nucleotide messenger RNA. Its product is annotated as ribonuclease TUDOR 1-like. Gene Ontology annotation, cellular component: nucleus; cytosol. Lineage: Eukaryota; Viridiplantae; Streptophyta; Magnoliopsida; Magnoliales; Magnoliaceae. The transcript has 6 exons. Bases 1 to 597 code for a protein of 198 amino acids. The record is from RefSeq and is a predicted model, not a curated record. Gene Ontology annotation, molecular function: nuclease activity; RNA binding. Gene Ontology annotation, biological process: mRNA catabolic process.